UUCUAUUAUUACAUAGUACUAUAUAUAUAACACAAGAACUAGAGUUACUUCGAAUUUGGGGAUGGCGGACAUGCAGAUAGUACCGGCUGGCAGAAAUGUAGAACCUCAGUAUGUGGAAAUGAUGGUGCCUCUCUACUCUUAUGGUUGUGAGAGAAAAGUCAAGAAAGCUCUUUCCCAUAUCAAAGGGAUAUACUCAGUGAACGUGGAUUUCGAACAACAGAAGGUGACAGUAUGGGGAAUAUGCAACAAGUAUGACGUGCUAACCACAGUAAGAAGCAAAAGAAAAGCAGCUCGUUUCUGGAAUGCUGAGGACAAGGCUGGUGUAAUGCAAGAAUCGGAAACAGCUUCAGAUUCUUCAUCAACCCCACCUUCUCGGCACAGAUUUAGAGCCUCUGCACCACCUUUGGCUCUCUUAAGGACUCGAUCUCUAAGCUGGAGAGCUUUAAAAAAGGCCUUCACAAGAACAUACUCAUUCUAAAAUUACGUGCCCUCUUGCCCCGCCAUAAAAGAAGGAAUGUGUGAGCAUUAAUGUAACUUUUCUUUGUAAAUAGUUGCCACUUAUGUUGGCUAUUCAGUUUUCCCAUCUUCUUCGCUUUCUGUGGCACAAACAACCGUUUAUGUUUUGAUUGGCAAAAACUGUUAACAUACAAUUCAGCUGUCAUUUUGCCUCAUUUUCAAGCUACUCAUCUCACUUGUAGUUAA
Molecule: messenger RNA, 702 nt
Organism: Nicotiana tabacum (common tobacco)
Lineage: Eukaryota; Viridiplantae; Streptophyta; Magnoliopsida; Solanales; Solanaceae
Product: heavy metal-associated isoprenylated plant protein 30
Molecular function (GO): metal ion binding
Source: RefSeq, a predicted model, not a curated record